Messenger RNA from Betta splendens (Siamese fighting fish), 4840 nucleotides. RefSeq lists its product as uncharacterized. The record is from RefSeq and is a predicted model, not a curated record. The coding region runs from base 1101 to 2252 and encodes 383 amino acids. Lineage: Eukaryota; Metazoa; Chordata; Actinopteri; Anabantiformes; Osphronemidae. The transcript has 2 exons.
AAACAACAACAACAAAAAAGGUACGCGCUUCCGCACAGAGGUGUGGCGAGCAGUUUCGCUUGCGACACGCCCAGAAAACACAGCUUUUGCUGAUGGGGAGUGAAAACAACAUAUUGACAGGGGCAGUGUGGACGAUCUAAAGAGUUUUAUGGAAUGAAAAUUUGCAGAGACCUUACUGAGACAUUAAAGUCCAAUAUUCUUUAGAGUGAAAAGCUGUAUGAUCAGGGAGCUUUAAGGACAAAAGCUUGUAGCCACAGUGGCAAUUUCAAAAUACGUCUCCUUUGUUUUUCUCCCCAGACGUCUGCCAAAAAUUAUCAUUAGAGUCUAUGGGAGAAUUUCGGGAUCUCUCUGAGCUUUGAGGUUGAUAGCGAAUAAAGUAUAGGUCUGUGUCAUGUUUCACGCCAUGUCCUGUUGUCUGUCAUGUUUCACGCCAUGUCCUGUUGUCACACUACUUCCUGUUUUAUUUUGUUAACUUCCUGUUCACCCAGUCGUCACUCUCCGGUUCCCAGUAUCCACCCCUGUUACCAAUCAGUAAUCAGUACCAGUAUAUAGUCCCACCACUCACAGACUCCAGUUGCCAGAUUGUUGAGUUUGAGUUUCAUGAAGUUUCGUUAGUUCCUAGUUGCAUGUGUUUCCUGAGUGUCUUGAGUUUCCUGAGUUUCCUGAGUGUCUUGAAGUUUCCCGUGUUUCGUGUUCCUCGUGUUUUGUUCCGGUUUUGCUUUGCACCGUGUAUCCUGCCUGACCCUGGACUAACUAACUGACCGUGAGUUUUGCCUUAUCCCUGCCUGUACUUUUGCCGUGACCACCUGUGUAUCAAACCCUACUUGUAUACCGGACUCGAGAUUGCCUGCUCCCCUUUGUUCUUUGUCGCUGAGCCUUCCUGUGUAUGACCUGGACCGUCUGACCUUGCCUUGUCGAAUAAACCCGUGUCUAAUCAUUAUCUCGCCUCCGUGCUGUGCAUGUGGGUCCGCCGCCUGCUUCGAGUCUGACAGAACAAUCUAGCCAAACUUGGACCCAGCCAGCACUCAGCCUCCGGUCAGGUCAGUGACUGUUUUUUCUUGUUUUUUUUUUUACGGCGAAUAUUAUUCACCCGAGGGAGCAUGGAGUUUACCUGCACCGAGUUACCUAGCGACCUCCAAGUUUAUUUUAAAAUCCUCGCGGAGGAUUACCGACGAGCGCGUAACCCGGAAAACCAGCGCAGCGCCGUGGAGGUGGCGAUAUUGACUUUGGAGGACGAGGACAGCGUGUUAGAGCGCCCCAGUGUUCGUCGCCUCUAUGAGCGAUUGUGCGCAAGGUUCAAUGAGCUAAGCGACGCGCUCCACCACGCCAGCGCCGGUCGCACCACCGAUGGUUUCGGUUUCCUCCUCUCAGCCCCGUUGGACCGUCGCGUCUGCACCAACCUGCCCAGCCCCAUGUUUGUUCCGCUGGGAGGAUUUCCUGCACUCACGCGGUCCCCCGUCUCCAGCCCAGCCGCGCGCUGUUCAGUCUCCAGCUCAGCCGCGCGCUGUUCAGUCUCCAGUCCAGUCGCGAGCUGUUCAGUCUCCAGUCCAGUCGCGAGCUGUUCAGUCUCCAGUCCAGUCGCGAGCUGUUCAGUCUCCAGUCCAGUCGCGAGCUGUUCAGUCUCCUGCUCAGCCGUGUUUUGCCCAGUCCCCAGCUCAGCCGUGUUUUGCCCAGUCCCCAGUUCAGCCGUGUUUUGCCCAGUCCCCAGUUCAGCCAUGCUCCGCUCAGGCUCCAGUCGCCGUUCAGCCUCGCCACGCUCAUGCUCUAGUGCAGCCCGGUCACGCCCAGGUUUCAGCCCAGUCGAGCCCAGUCCAGGUUUCAGCCCAGUCGAGCCCAGUCCAGGUUUCAGUCCAGUCGGGCCCAGUCCAGUCUGGCCCAGUCCAGUCAGGCCCAGUCCAGUCUGGCCCAGUCCAGUCUGGCCCAGUCCAGUCGGGCCCAGUCCAGUCGGGCCCAGUCCAGUCGGGCCCAGUCCAGUCUGGCCCAGUCCAGUCGGGCCCAGUCCAGUCAGGCCCAGUCCAGUCGGGCCCAGUCCAGUCAAGCCCAGUCCAGUCGAGCCCAGUCCAGGUUCCAGCCCAGUUGAGUCACGUCCAGGCCCCUGUUCAGUCCGGUCACGCUCAGGUCCAGUCGAGUCUAGCCCAUGUUCCAGUCCAGUCGAGUCACGUUCCAGUCCAGUCGAGUCACGUCCCAGUCCAGUCCAGUCACGCUCAGUCCUUGUCCCAGUCAAAGGGCACCGUCCGUCUGACGACUGUUAGUUCCACCCAAUCAGGCCCGACGUCUCCUCCGUCGAGCGCGGCAGCUGUAAGCAGUCAUGCCGGCUCCGGAGGGGACGCCGUCCCAGUCCCUGUCGGCCAUGUUGCGGCCGUUCCAGUCCCUGUCGGCCAUGUUGCGGCCGUUCCAGUCCCUGUCGGCCAUGUUGCGGCCGUUCCAGUUCCAGUCCCUGUCGGCCAUGUUGCGGCCGUUCCAGUUCCUGUCCCUGUUUCUGUCGGCCAUGUUGCGGCCGUUCCAGUUCCAGUCCCUGUCGGCCAUGUUGCGGCCGUUCCAGUCCCUGUCGGCCAAGUUGAGGUCGUUCCAGUCCCUGUCGGCCAAGUUGAGGUCGUUCCAGUCCCUGUCGGCCAAGUUGAGGUCGUUCCUGUCCCUGUCGGCCAAGUUGAGGUCGUUCCUGUCCCUGUCGGCCAAGUUGAGGUCGUUCCUGUCCCUGUCGGCCAAGUUGAGGUCGUUCCUGUCCCUGUCGGCCAAGUUGAGGCUGCCCCAGUUCCCGUCCCUGUCGGCCAAGUAGGGGUCGUUCCAGUCCCCGUUCAUGUCGGCCAAGUAGAGGUCGUUCCAGUCCCCGUUCCUGUCGGCCAAGUAGAGGUCGUUCCAGUCCCCGUUCCUGUCGGCCCUGUAGCGGUCGUUCCAGUCCCCGUUCCUGUCGGCCCUGUAGCGGUCGUUUGUAAUGGAAAAAUUUUGCCUUGUGCUGUUUCUUAUCCAACACACUCGUCAUGUGCUGGUUAGGUGCAAUACUGAACAUUCUUACACAAACAAAUAAUCUCUUGUGCCCUGACGUACAUCAAGUCUAAACAUCUGAUGCUCCAUUUGACUGACUAAUAAUUUCUGAUAUAUGUUUGUCUUUUACACCCGGACUCUGGCUCCAUCCUAUCUGACUCCCCACCAGACCCAAGGCUGUUAAAGCAAUUGCAUCUUGUCUUGGAAGCUCGGUGUUCCUUCCUUUGGAUAACAAGACAUGACGAUGCAGAAGUGAGAAAGCAAACAUUCUCACUCACAGCGAGAUAAGGUGGCGCAAACAAUUCCAUUGCUGCAGAGAGACAUUCCACCAGAGCCAGAGAAAGGGGUUAAAAGGCAGAAGCAACUUGAGGAUCGUGGGCUCUUUGCAUCACACCAUGCAUGGUGUGUGCACUGAUCUCCCCAGCUGGUUUUUGGUUUGUUGAUGUGCACGAUCAACAUCCAUGCUUUUUAUUUGCUUUCCCCAUUAUUUUUAAUUUCCUUUAUUAUUUCAAUAAAUCGCACAAAAGGACAACUCUCUCUCAUCUACUUCUUUAUGGAAAAUUUCCACCACAGAAAUUGGCGUCUACGAACAGGAUCCCGCGGCAGGUCGUCUGGACGGUGUGACCAGGGACGAUAGUCCUGAGGACUAGUGUCGCUCAGCCUCCAAACCUCUACAGACAUUCAGAGCUGGGAGGACUGCUCACCCGUCUGGAUCGCCUCUGACGAGAUCCACGAACUCAGAUUCAAACUCAAAUCCUAAUUUGGCUCGGCUCGGUGAGAGAGAUUCCUUUGAUUUGGGAAAAACAAAAAGAUUGGAACUUUUAUUUUUAAUUUAGCUGAAACAUUUCAAUUGGUUGAAAAAAAGGGAAAGAAAUCUUCUAUUUGGUUGAAACACUAAAUUUGAAAAAGGAAAAUUAAUUAGAUCGAGAAAAAGAGAAAAAAAAAAUCCCAAUAAUACAUGUUCUUAAUUAGGUGAAAGUUUGCUCUGGGUGGUGAGACGUCGGUUGCUAAGGGUUGGCUCGUGGAACCGAGCUUCCGUCUGUACUGAGGAUACAGACAUGUUUUUUUGAUCUGUGCGUGGUCCACACGUGGGGGACUGAGUAUAAAAGACGGCUUCUGAAAGAGGGAGCGCGUUUGCAGAGUGAAGUAUUUUCAAGAUACGAGGGACCCGGGCCUAGAGGGGCCUAACGUUGAGGAAAUACUUCGUGAAAGGCUCUGUCGCCAGAUCAGAACUGAGCGCGAUGAGGGUAAAUCCGGAUCUGGACUCCUUUCCCACCAUCAGCAGAAGAACCGAAGGAGAAGAAGCGCCUGAGCAACAACCAGAACAGGGUGGAAGCUCCACAGCAGCUGGAGGACACAGACCACAGCAUGGACGCCUCACAGACUCCCACAACGUCUGCAGCCAUCACGUUCUGGGCUCAUCAGAUGAACCAGCUACUACAAGCGUGUGUGUCUGACACAGACACCUGCUUAUGACAAUCAGCAAAGGAAAACAAGGACAGAGCAACAGCAGAGAAGACGUGCUCUGACACAGACACUGGUUGAAACAACAGGAGAGGCUUCAGACGUGAUCGGCCCAAUAGAGCUGCAUGCGAGGAUCCAGGAAAGGUCUGUCGUCGAGGAACAACUGUCCCAUUGAAAGGCUUCACCCGCUGGCGCUCACAUCAGACUGAUGGUUGGGGAAGGAGGAAGGUGACGGUUCCUUUUCACGUGACGUACAAGACGGUACCGCAAACACACACACACACAUUCAUACACGCAAUGAAGAAACACGCUUACAGCUGAUACACGCUCAAAUUCAUGUUCAUGCUUAUCUGCUCGCAAUGAAGAAUCGCUUUUUGCUCAAAAAAAAAUCCCA